GCCGUGUUGCCGUGAUUCACCCACGCAACAAGUAAAGAAGCACGGAGACCAACUUAGCUGCGUUCGUCAAGAAGCUGCUAAGAGAGAUAAACAUUUGCUGACCCUCGCUCUCUUCUGUUGAUUUUGUGCGAGCUUGCUUUUUGGGGACGGCGCGUUUCUCGCGGCUCUCUCUCUCUCCCUUUCUCACUCGGCUCCGAGAGCGGCACCACAUCAUACAUGCCACUCACCAUGAGGAGGGGGAGUAGCUUCGUGAGAGGGAUCGCGGUGGCGGCUGUAGCAGCGACCUCGCUCCAGAAUUCGCGGGCGGGGGCCUUUGCGCCCCCUGCGUUCGUCCCGGCGGGCCCAGCGUACUGCCGCUCAUGCUCGUCGUCGUCGACGUCCGCACUGGCUCGUACAGCAGCAGCGAGCAGCAGCUGCAGCAGCGCGCAACAGCAGGCGCGGGGGUGGGGAGCGGCGCCGCGGCGGACCGGGGCUGCUGAGCCUCGCCGCAUGUCGUCGACGGACAUCGAAUCUCCGUUCGCCACGCCCGGCAUGGCGGACAUGGGAGAUGAGGAGGAGGACCCGGAGGCCUUGCUGACGCUCACCCUCGAGAACGUCGAGACCGUGCUGGACGAGAUGCGACCGUACCUCAUGUCGGAUGGCGGGAACGUGCGGGUGGUGGAGAUAGACGGUCCGGUGGUGCGGCUGGAGCUGGAGGGCGCCUGCGGCAGCUGCCCUUCCAGCACGAUGACGAUGAAGAUGGGUCUGGAGAGGCGAUUAGUGCAACGGAUCCCGGAGAUCAGCGAGGUCGUACAGUCCAUCCCCAACGGCCCGGAGCUGACGGUUGAGAACGUCGAGAAGGUGCUGGACGGGGUACGGCCAUUCCUGAGCGUGGCGGGGGGAAGCAUCAACAUUCAAUCGCUUACCGGGGUGUCUUCGAUUCAGCCGGUGAUAACGCUGAAGAUGACGGGGUCAAGCGCAAGCCUGAAGUCGAUCAGGAUGGAGAUCAUGCAGCGCAUCCAGCGCGAGUUCAUGAUGUCUUCCUUGAGAGUAGAGUUCGCUCCAUGAUGUCUCUCUGACCAGGAGCAUCUUUCUAUGUUUUGCUGAUCUCGCUCGGCAUGAUUUGGGCGUGUUCGGCGGCAUUCCUGUGGGAAGGAAGGUGGUUUGUUUGCCCACUUGGUCGUAGCCUUGUUUGUUUCUGAUCUGCGUGUGCCAUGUGCGGAGGACUGCCUGCCUGUUCUGCUUUUGGUUAUCGUUCGUUUCGUUGUUCUUGUUGAAAAGAAACAGGAGAUCGAGACUUGAGUAGCAUCUUUUUGUCUGAGGUGUGGAUCACCCGGCUGCUGCAGUCAUUUAGUUACUCAAAAGGGACCGACGGCAAAUCCUGGCCAACGGGAUGUUUUUUUUACCUACAAGUAUAGAAGGUUAUUUUGUACACCAAGUACUGUCGAAGCGCACGACCUUGUUGCCCUAGUCAGGUCUACUCUUUUGGGGAGGGAGGGGUUCGAGGCACGGUCGUGAACGCGCAUACGGUUUCUGGUUGAGCGAGUGUGAUGAAGCGGGCGUUACUAUAUUUUGGACCUCAGGUGUCCCCUCUUCAUAGAGAGGCCAUCAACAAGUACCUGGUCCCCGCCACACCUCGUGCGACUUCUCGUAAAAACCCCGCCCUCCAGCCCCAUCUCUUGCGUUGUAAUCCUCGUUGCUGGUUGUUGAUAUUUUCGUUUUGCGGUUCAUGGGUACUGUAACCUUGGGCGCUUUCAGGUCCCAACGCGCCGGUAGUGCAAGCUUGAAGGGGUUUGGGAGAGUCGAAUCAAGCAUAUCUUGUCGAUGCAGGUGGAGUCGCGUUUUUUGUGGUCCUUGCGCAGACGUUUUAGUUUUGGUCUCCUGGUCGAUGAAGGACAGCGAGAGCGGUAGGGCGGGGUGGAUCGCUCAACUGACGGGUCAUCCGCUCGCCGAAAACCACACGACACUUGAAGCAUGAGACGAUUUGAGUCCAACUUUUGAUGUACGAUGUACGUAACGCUCCGUCGAGCGUGGCCCAGUUUUGGCCGCGCCAACGUGGGUGGUACCAUACGGUGGGUGGGUUCGUCUACUUCCUACCGGAGCCGGGCGAAUCUAUGUAGCAUGCGCGGGCUUUAUGCUGUCUUGGAUGACGGUAUCCUGGCCCUACGGACGAAGCUUCACGUGGAGAUGAUGCGUACAUAAGCGGGGGUUUGUCUCUCAACGAACUCUACCGAGCCCAUGUUCCUGCGUGAAAUAUCGAGAAUCCCUCCGUUCAC
Ectocarpus siliculosus is the source of this 2255-nucleotide messenger RNA. NCBI's taxonomy places the organism in Eukaryota, Phaeophyceae, Ectocarpales, Ectocarpaceae. The record is from the annotation of a GenBank genome assembly.